Lachancea mirantina is the source of this 3435-nucleotide messenger RNA. The record is from the annotation of a GenBank genome assembly. NCBI's taxonomy places the organism in Eukaryota, Fungi, Ascomycota, Saccharomycetes, Saccharomycetales, Saccharomycetaceae.
AUGGCAAAAGUUGCUACAGACUUUGAAUUUAAGCAUCACGAAGAAGAUGCGACGUUUGGAGAGCUUUUAAAGCCCGUAUACCGAGGGAAAAAGCUGACAGAUGAGAUCAACACCGCCGAGGAUAAAUGGAACUUAUUGCCCGCCUUUCUUAAGGUUAAGGGCCUUGUCAAGCAACACUUGGAUUCUUUCAAUUAUUUUGUUGACACAGAUUUGAAAAAAAUCAUUAAAGCGAAUCAAUUGGUGCUUAGCGAUGUCGAUCCAGAGUUUUAUUUAAAAUAUGUUGACAUUAGAGUCGGACAUCGGUCGACUUCCUCUACAAAAGAUUACAUUGUUCCACCCCAUGAAUGUCGAUUGCGGGAUAUGACAUACUCUGCACCUAUAUACGUUGACAUUGAAUACACGCGGGGUCGCAAUAUCAUUAUGCACAGAGACGUGGAAAUUGGAAGAAUGCCCAUCAUGCUCAGGUCCAACAAAUGCAUUUUAAACAACGCGGAUGAGAAAGUCAUGGCUAAAUUGAACGAAUGUCCUUUAGAUCCAGGUGGGUACUUUAUUGUCAAUGGAACUGAAAAAGUCAUUUUAGUGCAAGAGCAACUGUCCAAAAACCGUAUCAUUGUCGAGGCCGAUGAGAAAAAAGCAAUCGUACAAGCAUCUGUAACAUCUUCUACACACGAAAGGAAAUCCAAAACUUACGUUAUUACCAAAAAUGACAGAAUUUAUUUGAAGCACAACUCCAUUGCCGAGGAAGUGCCCAUUGUCAUAGCCUUGAAGGCCUGUGGUGUUGUUUCUGAUCUUGAAAUCAUGCAGCUGGUGUGCGGUAACGAUAGCAGUUACCAGGACAUAUUUGCUGUCAAUUUUGAAGAGGCUGCCAGAUCCAAAAUUUACACCCAGCAACAGGCGUUAGAAUAUAUCGGAUCAAAAGUUAAGACAGUGAGAAGACAAAAGUUAUCGAUUUUGCAAGAAGGCAUUGAGGCCAUUGCAACUACUGUCAUUGCCCAUCUGACUGUAGAAGCUCUGGACUUUAGAGAAAAAGCAAUGUAUGUCGCUCUGAUGACAAGGAGAGUGGUUAUGGCCAUGUUCGAUCCUAAGAUGGUCGACGAUAGAGACUAUGUCGGUAAUAAGAGACUUGAACUCGCUGGCCAGCUGAUGUCGCUUCUUUUCGAAGAUUUGUUCAAAAAAUUCAACAACGAUUUCAAGGCCAACAUUGAUAAAGUCUUGAAGAAACCAAACAGAGCCAUGGAGUACGAUGCGCUUUUAUCCAUUAAUGUCCAUUCUAAUAAUAUUAGUAGUGGACUUAAUAGAGCAAUUUCAACGGGUAACUGGUCGUUAAAGAGAUUUAAGAUGGAAAGGGCAGGUGUUACUCAUGUUCUGAGUCGUCUUUCUUACAUAUCAGCUCUCGGGAUGAUGACAAGAAUUUCUUCGCAGUUCGAAAAAUCUAGAAAAGUUUCCGGUCCAAGAGCGUUGCAACCCUCACAGUUCGGAAUGCUAUGUACCUCAGAUACGCCUGAGGGUGAAGCAUGUGGUCUGGUUAAAAACCUGGCUUUAAUGACCCAUAUUACGACGGAUGACGAAGAAGAGCCAAUAAAGAAGCUAUGUUAUCUCCUGGGUGUCGAAGACAUUACUGUUAUUGACAGCUACUCACUGCAUUUGAACUAUGCUGUCUACUUAAAUGGUACCAUUAUUGGCACCAUUAGAUUCCCCACGAAAUUUGUGACACUAUUCAGACACUUGAGGAGAACUGGCAAAGUCUCUGAAUUCAUUUCAAUUUACACAAACAGUCACCAAAAGGCAGUCCAUAUUGCCACUGAUGGGGGUAGAAUUUGUCGUCCUUUAAUCGUAGUGACGGGAGGAAAAUCCCUAGUUGAAGCUCACCAUUUGAAAAAACUUUUAGAGGGCGAACUUCAGUUUGAUGACUUCUUAAAAUUAGGAUUGGUGGAAUAUCUGGAUGUCAACGAAGAAAAUGACUCUUUUAUUGCAUUGUAUGAAAAGGAUAUCGACGUGAACAUUACACAUUUGGAAAUCGAGCCUUUCACUGUGCUAGGAGCCGUCGCUGGUUUAAUUCCAUACCCUCACCACAACCAAUCACCACGUAAUACUUACCAAUGCGCUAUGGGUAAGCAAGCGAUAGGUGCUAUAGCAUACAAUCAGUUCAAGAGGAUUGACACUUUAUUGUACUUGAUGAUCUAUCCUCAACAACCAAUGGUGAAAACAAAAACUAUUGAGCUGAUCGACUACGACAAACUCCCAGCUGGCCAAAAUGCUACGGUUGCCGUCAUGUCUUAUUCUGGAUACGAUAUUGAAGAUGCGCUGGUCCUGAAUAAGUCUUCUAUUGACAGAGGCUUCGGUAGAUGUGAAACGCGGAAAAAAACAACAACAAUCCUCAAAAGAUACCCUAACCACACUCAAGAUAUCAUUGGUGGUAUGCGUGUCGAUGAAAAUGGGGAGCCAAUUUGGCAGCACAAGUCUCUCGGUCCUGAUGGUCUAGGUGAAGUUGGUAUGAAAGUCGAGAGUGGACAAAUCUACAUUAACAAGUCUGUUCCGACCAAUGCAUCUGACAGCGUGUUGACCCAAACCAAUGCACAAUACAGAGAGACGCCAGUUGUUUACAGGGCACCGGAGCCAUCGCAUAUAGACCAAGUCAUGAUGUCAGUGUCUGAGAACGACCAAGCAUUGAUAAAAGUCCUUUUGAGACAAAAUAGACGACCUGAAUUGGGGGAUAAGUUCUCUUCUAGACACGGUCAAAAAGGCGUUUGUGGUAUUAUUGUCAAACAGGAAGACAUGCCUUUCAAUGACGACGGUGUGGUUCCUGACAUCAUCAUGAACCCUCAUGGUUUCCCUUCUCGUAUGACGGUCGGCAAAAUGAUAGAGUUGAUAUCGGGGAAGGCUGGAGUUUUGAAUGGCACUUUGGAAUACGGUACUUGUUUUGGUGGAUCCAAACUGGAAGAAAUGUCUCAAAUUCUGGUCGAUAAAGGAUUUAAUUACUCAGGGAAGGAUAUGCUUUAUUCAGGUAUCACGGGUGAAUGCUUAGAAGCCUAUAUUUUCUUUGGUCCAAUUUACUACCAGAAACUAAAACACAUGGUUUUAGACAAAAUGCAUGCCAGAGCUAGAGGGCCCAGGGCCGUGCUAACUCGUCAACCAACCGAAGGUAGAUCCAGAGACGGUGGUUUAAGACUUGGUGAGAUGGAAAGAGACUGUGUUAUAGCGUAUGGUGCCUCCCAGCUUCUGCUUGAAAGACUCAUGAUCAGUUCAGACGCUUUUGAAGUUGACGUCUGCAACAAGUGUGGUCUGAUGGGUUACAGCGGAUGGUGCACAUCUUGCAAAAGCGCAGAAAACAUCAUUAAAAUGACAAUCCCUUACGCGGCAAAACUGCUUUUCCAAGAACUUUUAUCCAUGAACAUCGCCCCAAGACUUAGACUAGACGACGUGUUCGAACAGUAA